AUGCUGUGUAAAGAUGCUAUUGAAUUCUGCAGCCAGCUUCCUGACAAGGCACAGAUGAAGGAUUCCAGAAUGUCCGGGGAGCUCCCUGCUCUGUUUGAGGAUGUGGCAGUGUAUUUCACUCGAGAGGAAUGGGGCCUGCUGGACAAGGAGCAGAAGGAGCUCUACAGAGACGUGAUGCAGAUGAACUAUGAGCUGCUGACCUCCCUGGAGCCUUCUGCUGCCAAACCAGACUUGAUCACAAAACUGGAACGGAGAGCUGCACCCUGGAUCAAGGGCCCUAAUGGGCUAACAUCAGGGAAAAUUCGCUCCCUGGGGAAAAAGAAGAUGGUGGCAGUGAGAGAAGCCGACAUCCAAACCCAGGCCUCAGCUACAAAGUCCAUCCCUCACCCAGCCUCUGCGGAGACACGUAGCUCCCACUGCCCUCCCAGCAUGUGUGAAGAAACGGAUGGACCUGGGAGCAUCAAGAGGACGUACAGGCCCCGUUCCAUUCAGAGGUCAUGGUUUGGGCAGUUCCCCUGGCUAGUAAUGGACUCCAAGGAGACCAAACUGUUCUGCUCUGUUUGCAAAGAAAGACCAACUCUCCACGACAAGUCAUCCCGCUUGGUCCAAGGUUACACGGGGCCUUUUAAAGUGGAAACUUUAAAAUACCACGAGGUCAGUAAGGCCCACAAGCUCUGUGUCAACACUGUGGAGAUGAGAGAUGACAGCCCUCAGCCUGCCCUCACCCCAGAGGUUUCCAGCCACCUCAUGGCCAACAUGGAACCCUUCUUCAAAGCUGCCUACUCCAUUGCCUACCACUCCAGGCCUCUGAAUGACUUCGAGAAGGUCUUGCGACUCCUGCAGAGCACUGGCACCACACUGUUAGGCAAGUACCGGAAUCGCACCGCAUGCACCCAGUUCAUCAAGUACAUCUCCGAGACGCUGAAGAAGGAGAUCCUGGGAGACAUCCGGAGCUCGCCGUGCGUGAGCCUGCUCUUGGACAGCUGCUCGGACUCCUCCAGCCAGGCCAGCGUGGGGAUAUACAUGCGCUACUUGAAGCAGACGGAAGUGAAGGAGUCGUUCAUCUCCCUGGCCCCUCUCUCCAGCGAGACAGCAGAUGGCUACUUAGAGACCAUCGUUGCCGCCCUGGAUGAGCUGGACAUCCCUUUCCGGAAGCCCGGCUGGGUGGUGGGCCUGGGUGUCGAUGGGUCUGCCAUACUGAGCUGCAAGGGAGGCCUCGUGGAAAAGUUCCAGGAGAUCAUCCCUCAGCUGCUGCCUCUGCACAGUGUGGCCCACCGGCUGCACGUGGCUGUGGUGGACGCCUGUGGGAGCAUCGAUCUAGUGAGGAAGUGCGACCGGCACCUCCGGACCGUCUUCAAGUUUUACCAGUCCUCAAACAGGAGGCUCGGCGAGCUGCAGGCUGUUGCAGCCCCACUGGAGCAGGAAAUCCUCCGCCUGAAGGACUUGAACACCUUCAGGUGGGUGGCCAGCAAAAGGCGCACUCUGAACGUGUUCAUCGUGAGCUGGCCUGCCCUGGCUAGGCACCUCCAGAGCGUGGUGGAGGCCGGGGGCCAGAUUGGUCAGAGGGCCAAAGGCAUGCUGAGGCAGGCGAAGGGCCUCCAUCUCAUCAAGUUCUGCCACUUCCUCUUGGAUUUUCUGAACAUCUACAAGCCUCUGUCUGAGGUAUGCCAGAAGGAGCUUGUGCUGGUCACGGAGCUGAAUUCUGCCCUGGUGCGCGCUUAUGUGGCACUGGAGAGCCUCCGCCAACAGGCGGGGCCUAAAGAAGAGGAGUUCAGUGCUGGCUUCCAGGAUGGGCAGUUCCAUGGCAUCUUCCUGGACAGAGUGGAGAAGGCCGAGCAGCAGUUCCAGGCAGCCAGGGAGAGAAUGAUCCUGACUGGGGUAAAGUUCCUCCGGCAGAGGUUUGAUGCAGACCGCCCCGCACAGCUCAAGAGCAUGGAGGCAUUAGACACCAAGGCCUGGCCCAGUGGGACUGAACUGGCCUGCUUUGGGAACGAUGACAUUCUAAGCCUCGCCAGGUAUUUUAAGCUUUCCCUCCCUGUGGGGUACAGUGAGGAAGCGCUGCUGAAGGAGUGGCUGGGCUUGAAAGCAGCUACCCAGAACCUUCCAUUCUCCGAGCUGUGUAAGAAUGCCCUGACUCAGCACUGCCGAUUCCCGCUGCUGAGCAAGCUCAUGGCUGUGGUGGUCAGUGUGCCCAUCUCCACUUCCUGCUGUGCACGGGGGUUCAAGGCCAUGAACAGGAUCAGGACCGAUGAGAGGACCAAGCUGUCCAAUGAGGUGCUCAACACACUCAUGAUGACAGCAGUGAAUGGCAUGGCAGUGGCAGAGUACGACCCCCAGCCUGCCAUCCAGCACUGGUACCUGACCUCUUCAGGGCGGCGCUUCAGCCACAUCCAUGCCUCUGCUCCCUUCCAUGCCAGCACAGGGCUCAGGAAGGAAGGGGGUGCAGCAUUGUGUAAGGAGGACUCCAUGGCUGCCCAGAAGACAUCCAUAUACUAUCUGGGGAGCCGUGAGGUCCAGAAGGAUCACAUGGUGAAGGUUCCUGGACUCUAUACCAUCUCAAAGGCCCCGUACUCCUGAAGAGUAGUAGCCUGGAUGAGGCUUUGGGGUCUCCUUGAUUGUGGAGAGAGGCUCUCUGAAGAGAGUCUAGGCUGUCUUGACAGGAUGCCUUAUAGGCCCAGAAUGUGGACAGUGACAGAGGAUUGAAGCCGACAUCCCCCCAAAACAAGGCCCUCAAGGCGCAGCAGUGCCUCCCAGUGCAAAGCAUGCCAGAGAGGCACUUACCUCAAGUCCAUUUUGCCCAGAGAAAGAAUUGCCAUGAGAGAGUUCAUCCCACGCAUAUUCCUGUGGCAGAGGGCUUUACCAAAAUGGGAGAGUGGGGGUGGUGGGAGAAAGGAGCACCCCAGCUCUCUGCAUCCCUGGCACAAAUAGGAGGUGGCCUAUGAGGAAGGCCAUUUGGUGCUGGGACCUUGGCCUGCUGCAGAAGCCCCCAGGAUUGGCCAUUCUGGACCAUUGCCAAGGCUCAUGCAGUAGAAUCAAGGAGACCCUACCCCUCAAGACCUGCCUUAAGCGUCCUUUGCACAGAGCAUCAGAGAGAGGUGGUCUCACCACAGCUCCUCCAUAGUGAGACAUGCUUCCUCUGAAGGGAACCUGGCAUUCCCUCCCCACCCCUGAACCCUGGUACGCUGUGGUACCAGAUACAGUUUCCUGAGGAGUGCACAAGAGGUGGGGGUUGGGAGGCCUGGAGUCCAGGCCAGCUAUUCUGCAGACAAUGUGUGCAUGGUUAAACCUUUCCUCUUCUCUGUGCCUCAGUUUCACUCCUCAUGUGGUUGUCACAGGGAAUCCAAGUGCCUGCUGGCUCCCUGUAGCUAUAGCAGUCAGCAGGAAUGUGUUCUCCAGGUCCUGGAGAACAGGGCUUGCCUAGAGCACUUGCUGCUCCUACCCUGCUUGUCCUCAGUGGUAAAGGUAUUGUAUCAGCCUUGCCGCUAGAGUCCUACUGCAGGCAGAGGUGCUGUCCUCCCGUCCUGUCCACAGGACAGGUGCACCCACCCUUCUGCUGACUGUGCAGAAGUACCACAGCUUGUUAAGUGUCCCCAUCUUGGACAUGUAGAAUCAUAGUCCCCACACCAGCUCAGCAGCUGUAGUUUCC
This is a messenger RNA of Psammomys obesus (fat sand rat), 3646 nucleotides long. It is a transcript of the gene Znf862, whose product is annotated as zinc finger protein 862. Gene Ontology annotation, biological process: regulation of DNA-templated transcription. The coding region runs from base 1 to 2577 and encodes 858 amino acids. The record is from RefSeq and is a predicted model, not a curated record. Gene Ontology annotation, molecular function: protein dimerization activity. The transcript is spliced from 5 exons. NCBI's taxonomy places the organism in Eukaryota, Metazoa, Chordata, Mammalia, Rodentia, Muridae.